AUGCCCUCCAAACCAAUCGCCUCCCCACCCCUCCAACCAAAGAAAGUCCACGGCGCUGUCCGCGACGACCUCCCCGUCGACGACUACGAGAAUGCAUGGGCCCAACAGGAGGAAGAAGAGGACGAAGAACAAAAAGAGAGAAGUGGUAAUAUCGCCUACAACGCACCGAAUGUCGCUGCCGCGAGGAGGAUGAAUACCGGUACUGCGCCGAAUCCUGCUGAGGGGACACAUAAGGGGACGACGGGGUCGGUUAAUAGGUCGAAGACGGGACAUUGA
Molecule: messenger RNA, 276 nt
Organism: Aspergillus niger
Lineage: Eukaryota; Fungi; Ascomycota; Eurotiomycetes; Eurotiales; Aspergillaceae
Exons: 1
Coding region: 1-276 (91 amino acids)
Source: RefSeq, a predicted model, not a curated record